GUCGAGGCCCGCGGUUGAAACUCGAGAGUGAUUGGAUGAAAGCAAGAAAUUUAAGACUUGGCGUUGAAAGCAUGACUAGCGUGCCCUUCGUGCGCGAAUCGCCUUCGUGCUCGCUUCGGCUGCGACGUGGUUCUUCCUGCGUCUCUCGCUCUCUGCAUAUUUCGAUCUAGGACAGAUCUUUGACCCUGCUUGAACUAAGCCGUCCGCAUCAUGGAGCGCGUCUUGCGGGUUGUGAAGCUCCGGCCACGGCCGGGCGACGAGACGGGCGCUGCAGAAGAUAUCACCUGGGACUCGGAAACAAUUGGCGUGAGAGGAUCCAACGUGAAGGAUUUAAAGAUAAAGGUUGACAAGGUGCUCGACACCACGGUAGGGUCCGAGUAUGUCGCAACGAAUUAUGUCACUCCGCUUGCGGCUGAGGUGCUGGCCGGCGUCAGCGGUGUAAUAAUCAUUACACGUCUCCAUGCACUCAUGCAUUGACUUGACAUUUGGUGGUCACCCACUACUGAAGAUCAAGAGGCGCUAUGUAUAUCACCCGCUAACUACGAGGAAGAACUGGAGUCUACGUCCAAGGAACUUCUGAAAGAUGACAACUCAUCGAGGAUGUACCAUUUGUUUAUCCUCAAAGGGCUUGGUAAAUUGUGUAGUCGAGAACUCUGCGGUUGUCCUCCUGUAACUUCAACACUAUGAUUGAUGUCACGCAAAAGUAAAACCACAUUGUCGAUUAGGUUUUUCUGUGUUUCGGAGCGGAGAAGACGGGACGGUCCCGUGUGAUGGAUGGGCGCAACGGUCUCUUUGCGUUGUCUUUGCGGAACGUUUUCUCCAUGUUAGAAGAGAAGCAGCAACGCCGUGCGGCCGCCAGACAACCCCAGAAGCUGGAGUUUGUGGUGCGCAUUUCCUUCUUCGAAAUAUGCGAUGAGAAUGUGCGUGACUUGCUGCGCGACGACAAUCAAAAAGCGGCGGUCGGUCCCAUCCGUUUGAGUGACACCCUUGAGUACGGGACUGUGCUGUUAUGCAUCUGUUCAGAUAAGAAUACUUACAGAAUAAGUAGAAUUCAAUCGGGCAUGUACAGCAAACGGAGAUUACUACUCGAAUAUUUUCAUCUGGUAGACUCGGUAUCUGUAGUGAACAAACUGUGGUCCUGCAACAGGAAGACGCCUCAUGCAACCGCUUGAGUCAUAUGAUCACAGUGCUAUGUCAUCUGACGUAUUGGAAUAGACCGCGAUCGUCCUUGAUGGAGCGAUCCUUUUACGACUAUGCUCUUUCAUUAGCCGAUAAUUGCAGCAGUCCUGCCGUACCGCGAUCGGCCGACGCAAUGAAACUGCUUGAAGCAGGGCUCAAACGUCGAUACAGUUCCGUUUCCCGAAAGCUUAUAACCGGUUUGCGGAUCGAAGUUCUUCAGGACCGAACGAUCUACAGCAACCUACUAGUGUUACGUCUUCGUCUUGUAUACUGAGUCCGGAUUAUUUUGACAUCACAAUUUUUCACAGAAAAAAUGAUCAUGAGACGGGUUGAAAAUCAUGAUGCAAAACAAACUUAAUCUUCUGCAACGACUACACAAGUAAAAAACCACUACUUACGAUCACAAAUUUUUUAUUUUUAUAUCAAAAUUACAGACCAUGACCACGGAAAAAUGCUACAACUAAGUAAUUCACAACUAGUUCAACACAGCAGCUCAUCUAACGAUGUUAGAGGGGCAAACAACGAAUCCAUUAUUGGAGCGGCGAAGCGUAGUACAACUUAGAGAUGGCUACGACGCAUUCCGGAGUUUAUUUCAUUUUCACGAUUUGGUACAGGCAUAUCAUCCGGAUGCAGUUGCGGACGUGCGUCGCAGUUGUCUCACUUGGCUACUCAAUUAUGAAUAUGCAUCUUGUUGCAAAUAAUUGAGAAGAACUAGCAUAAGCAUAUGAGAUGCACUGAUAGUAAGUAAAACAACAUGAUCCGUCGUGAUCGUAAGACGAAGGACAAGGGUGGACUUCCUCAGACCUGCUCCUACAUAAGCGGUUCAUCUUUCAUGAAUAGCACGCUUUGGAUGAGUACUACGUUGUCUAAAAAUAUCAAUUGUACCUUCUUUUGCUCCUUUCUCUCUUGUGAUCCAUUUUCAUUCAAAGGACGUUUUGCAAGGCCAGAAUGCACAGAUGUGCUGUAUGCUGUGUGUGCAGCAGGGAGAGCCACGAGCAACGCGAAAAGGAAUGGAGAUGUUGCAUGGGCUCGGAAACAUUCGACUUGCGCCCGUACGAUACGAUCCACGCGUUUCCGCUUUGUGCCGCGCCAUGCGACGGGAAAUGUUACAAAAAGCAUCAAGCGGCGACGCAGAUGUCGCUGGCGGCAGCGGUGGUGACGCUGGUGCUGUUAGGAUUUUGAUGGACUGCGAUCUUCCAAUAAAUAGUUUUGAAAGACUUUUUUGAAUGAAUGCGGGAGAGCAUGUUCCCUAAUUCUUGCUGCUGUAUUUUCUGUAACGUGAGUACGGCAUCCUGAAUAUUUACGAGUGAUACCAAAGAUGCCACUCGCCAGCUUUUCUCAUUGCUAGCACAACCGACCUAACGAGUUGAGUUUAUUCUCUUUGUAGUUGUAGUCGACGCUUCGACGCUAAGAUACCGGCUUCUGCGGGUGCAGGUGGCGGCAGUGCGGGGAGUUUGUUUAGCAAUGCUGGCACAAGUGGUGUGUCCGGGAACGAGCAGCAGAAACGCAUCAACGCGCUGGAAGGAGAAGCUCUUACACUUGAGGCCCGCCUUGCGAAAUCAGAAAACGAGAAGCGUCGCGCACAGGCGGAUCUUGAGACGCAGAGACGCAAAUAUGACGAAACAUUACUGGCCUUUGUCGCACUGAAAAAGCAACGGCUGCAAAAGGAGAGCGAAAAACUCGAAAAGGCAAGGGCGCUAGUGGAGAUGUCACGGAAAUUUAACAAGCUGGAAGAAAAAUGGGAGAAGGCACAAUACAGGUUUUUCAAAGAUCUCACCCAUUUGUCUAAAUUUGUCCUUAUAUGAAGGUUCAUCUUUCUGCAACGAUGGUAGGAACAUCGAAUUAACAGGCUAGAUGAGCACGAGUACUCUUCGAAAAGAUUGAUUUCGCUUCCUUGAGCUUUUGUUUUUCAGUUCGUCGUCUUUUCAUUGGCUGCGUCUGAAUCGUUUUGUGUCACAGCGCACCACUCCAUUUAUUCGGCCUUGUUUCUUUAUAUUCAACAGCGAGAAAGACAAGCUUGUGAAUUUCGAGAAGGAGAUUGUGGAAUUGACGUUUGAGCGGCAGAAGCGGGUCGAAGAGGCGGAGAAGCUUGAGAAGACCCUCGCAGAGUUACGAUCCGAAAAGGCAGAGCUCGAAGAGGAAGGCGAGAAGGUGAAGCGAGCAUUGUCGCUCGUCAAGUUGGAACGAGCCCGCGGCGAAGGUCAGACGGAGGAAUUAAAUGCAGAGCUAGCAAAGCUGUUGGCAGAAAAGAGCGAGUCAGAGAAAAAGUACGGACAAAUGUCAGUAAAGUACAGCGAAAUAGUGACGCGAUUAGAAACUUUGAACGCGGCGCAAACAGCCAAUGACGACCAGCUGAGCACAUUUCGCGAUCGCGUGGCCAGCCUGAAGACCCAACUAGAACGUGAAACGCAACGCAGCUUCGAAAAAGGGGAAAAAGUUGAAGCGUUGCAGCAAAAAGAGAAAGAGUUGUUGUUAUGACGUAACUUUAAGGUUGGUAUUCCACGUAGUUUUGAUAUUUUUCAGCAGCAGCUGACAUACAACCACUUUCGCUGAAGAUUAACACCGUGCUCUUCUCGAAUUCGUUGCUUUUUACAAUUUCUUCUAAGUCUAGCACGACUGAACACGCUAGAAUCGGAGGGCCUGGAACACGAGAAGGAGACGUUAGAACUGAAAAAGACAGCCGAGAGCGAGAGGAACCAGCGAUCUGUAAAGGAGUUGGAGAUCGAAAGGCUGAAGCAGGAGUUCGAGCAUGUGAAAACGGGGAUGGAGAAAGGUUUUCUGGCAUUGACGAAGCAGUUGAAUCCGAGCGACGUAUUCAAGCAGGCAGGCGAAGCAAACGAAUGGGAAAUCACACGGCUGAAAAAAACGGUCGAGGACUUGGAGCUACGUUUGUCGGAGGCCCGACAGCAGAUGGUCUCAAGCCCCGUGACGAGUCCGAAGCGGGAGCGUCGCGAAGAGCAGCUGCAUGAGGAAAUUAAGCGGCUGCGGCAUGAACUCAAGCACCAACGCCAAGAGCAACAGAAGCAGGAACAGGCGGAGACGGCAAAAACGAUAUGAGAACAACACGAGGGUCCGUGUGCUUUUAGCAAAUAAGGUACUUACGUUUCGAUUAGCCCUUUCUUGUUUGUUUCCUCAUAAAGUUAACCAAAAAAUAGUUUUCGUACCAUACCUAGGUCGGAUUCCUGGAUUAUUAUAUGUAGAUUCUAAGUGGCUCAGAAGUCACGUUUUCAUCAAACGGAUCUGCCGCGACUGUGCACCGCAGUGACGCAGAGCGGGAAUUGCACGACGCGAAUUUGCAAUUGAAGCUAGAGCUUGAGGCGGCAGAGUCGCGGGUUCAAGAACUGGAGGACCGCACGCGGCGCUUGGAGCUUUUGCAAAACGACGGGCGGGACGGCGGGGCGCCCGACGAGCAGGCUUUGCGCCAGCAGUGUCGCUAUCUGGAAGCCAGUGUUCUGGAAUUGGAGCAGGAACGCGCGCGCCUUCUUUUAUGGCUUACCGUGACCCAUCUUCUGGAGCAUCUUAGAACCGUCCCAUACGGGGAAAACAGGCCCAAGAUUAAUCCCGAGAUGGAUUCGGGUGAGCACGAAUUCUUGUUCGCGCCACCAGUGCCGAAGAACAGCUUUCCGAAGUGCAGUUCCAAAUGCAGGACCUCAUCCGGGAUUACGAGGCGCAACUAGCGGCUCUAAGAAGAGGCGCGGGCUGAAGAAACUAUAAUGUAUAAGAUAAGGGAUAGUUGUAUACUCCCAAACAGGAGAGGUUCAUUAUGUUGAUCCACGGGUAGUCUUGGGUGGAAAAGAUUAAAUUGGGAGAAUUAUCAAUCGUAUGACCAAGUCUUCUAAGCAAACUAUUCUUACCGACAACCUAUUGCUUAAAACACAAUCACAAAUUCGUUUUUGUCUGCAGGAUCGAACCAACACUCCUUGUCGGCAUGAGCUCAAGCCUGAACUUGUUGCUGUUGAUUGAGAUGAAUAGAACUAGUUCGUAUUAACUUGUUUCAAAGCUCGUGCACAGCUGAAUAAAAAUGCCAAUGACAUUGUCACCCAGGAUGCUACGCAUGUCCUCGCAUCUCAAAGGC
This is a messenger RNA of Amoebophrya sp. A25, 5254 nucleotides long. Lineage: Eukaryota; Dinophyceae; Syndiniales; Amoebophryaceae. The record is from the annotation of a GenBank genome assembly.